GCGCACAUACACAAACGCAAAUGCACCGAGAAUAAAACUGAAAAAGGGAAACGAAUAAACGUCGGUUCUCUUCUCAAUUCAACACUUGUUAAAUUUCAUUGCGUUUGCGAUUCUUUUUUACAUCAAUUAAACAAAAACAACGCAUUCAAACUUAGUUAUUUAACUGUGAUCGCCAACAUCUAAACAUUUCUCAAAUUUCAAAUUAGACCAACAACACAAAAAUAAAACCUGUGCGGCGGAGUAGAACAGCCACUACAAGCAACAAAAAAGGCCUCACAAAAACCAUAAGCAAUAAUAUUGUGCAUUAGAAACAGUCAAACAGACAUCGGGCAACUGCUGCUAAGAUUGUUUUACAGACUAAAUAAAAUCAACCUCGGCAAGAACAGAGUAAAUUCUCAAUCUCACUCUCACUGGGACUAAACUUAGCCGCUUAACCAAACGCUUGGAACUCUAGCAAUGGUCAUGGAUGCGACUCAAUCGCAACAGCCUUCGCCGCAGUCGGUGGGACGCGAGUUCGUGCGUCAGUAUUACACGCUGUUGAAUAAGGCGCCCAAUCAUUUGCAUCGCUUCUACAACAACAACUCGUCGUUCAUACACGGCGAAUCGACAUUGGUUGUGGGUCAGCGCGAGAUUCAUAAUCGCAUACAGCAAUUGAAUUUUAACGAUUGUCAUGCCAAGAUCAGUCAGGUUGAUGCCCAGGCCACUCUCGGCAAUGGAGUUGUCGUUCAGGUCACUGGUGAGCUGUCCAACGAUGGUCAGCCAAUGCGCCGCUUCACCCAGACAUUUGUCUUAGCUGCCCAGUCGCCCAAGAAGUACUAUGUGCACAACGAUAUCUUUCGCUAUCAGGAUCUGUACAUCGAGGAUGAGCAGGAUGGCGAGUCACGCUCCGAAAACGACGAGGAGCAUGACGUUCAGGUCCAGGUUGUUGACCAGGCCGUCCAGGUUGUAGGCGAAGCCGCACAGCCGCCACAACAGUUGCCCACUCAGGUGGUGCUCCCGCAGCCGGUUGUGCCAGUUGCUGCCGCUGGCGGAGCUGCUGCAGCGCCGCAGCAAAUGUUUUAUCCACUGCCAGCUGGCGCCGCAGCUGGACGACCCGUGGCCGUAUUGCCAGCAGCACCACAAGCUGCAGCGGUACCGCUGCCUGCGCAGUUCACCAACCCGCCGCCGCCAAUCCAGAACGGAGUUGUACCACACGAGGAGUUGCCACAGCAGCAACAGGGACCGCCGCAGGCUUUGGUGCAGGCUAAUGUAUCGCCUUUGGUUCAACAGCAGCCGAGUGGACCCGUGAUGCCGUCCAAUGUUGGCAUUGUGCAACCAGUACCAGUGCAGCCAGCUGCGGCUUUCCAGCACUCGCCGCUUGUGUCGGCACCACCUCAGCUGCUGCCGCAGCAGCAUCAGCAGCAACAACAGCAGCAGCAGCAGCCACCACCGCAGGCCAUGCAGCAGCCAUUGGAGCCAGAGGAACCAAUUAACAACGAGGCGAAGGUCAGCCACUUGCAAAGGGCAACAACCCCAGUGGAGGACUUUAAGACCAUACAUGAGCAGCAGCAACAGGAGAAAUACGAGGCAGCCAAGCAGCAGCAGAAUGAGCCCAAGACCUAUGCCAAUCUGUUCAAGUCCACAUCGUCGUCGCCCAGUGGCUUUGUCAAUGCGGCACUGCAGCAGCAACAACAGUUGCAGCAACAGCAGCAGCAGCAACAAACCCAGAGCAAUGUUUACACCUCUUCAACUGGCGGCGGCCAGGCCAGCUACUCUACAACCGCCUCUUCCUCCUAUAACAAUAACAACAGCAACAACAACUCUCGCUUAGAUAAUGGAGGUCCACUGCCACAGCGCAAUAAUUCGAUUCGGAACAAGGAGUUUGAUCAGCGUCGUCCUAGCAAUGCACAACAGUUUGGCGACAAUCAGCAGCUGUUUUUGGGCAAUAUACCACACCAUGCAUCCGAAGAAGAGCUGCGUCAACUAUUCUCGCGUUUUGGAAAUGUUAUUGACUUGCGUAUUCUAUCCAAAGUCGGCAGCAAGGUGUUGCCGGGCAUGCGCAGUCCACUCAACUAUGGCUUUAUUACCUACGAUGAUCCUGAGGCGGUACAAAAGUGCCUGGCCAAUUGCCCCCUGUACUUCCCAGAGAACUCGCCCGAUGGCCAGAAACUGAACGUUGAAGAGAAGAAACCACGUAUGCGCAAUGAUAUGCCUCCUCGUCAGCCCAUUGGUGGCAACAAUAUGAAUAAUAUGGGUCGCAAUAAUAUGCGGGCCGGUGGUGGGAACAACGGACCGCGCAUGGGCGGCAAUGGGGGCGCUAGUUUUGGACAGCGCAAUGACAAUCGCAGCAGCGGUGGCGGUAAUCAAUCCAACGGACCACUGCGCGGUGCCGGCAAUGGACAGACCGGUGGCGGUAAUUAUGGACGCCGUUAAAAUGCAGAGCGUAAUCAGAACCGGUGGCCACUCAUUGGAUGGCCGCCAGUGCUGAAAUAACAACAGCAACAACCCAACGUCAGCAUCGAUUUCUUCCAUAAUGCAAACAAUCAAUUACCAUCAUCAACGUCAUGCAGUCACACACACACACACACACACACACACACACACACACACACACACACA
Molecule: messenger RNA, 2598 nt
Organism: Drosophila novamexicana
Lineage: Eukaryota; Metazoa; Arthropoda; Insecta; Diptera; Drosophilidae
Gene: rin
Product: ras GTPase-activating protein-binding protein 2
Exons: 5
Coding region: 457-2412 (651 amino acids)
Cellular component (GO): cytosol; ribonucleoprotein complex
Molecular function (GO): mRNA binding
Source: RefSeq, a predicted model, not a curated record